AUGGUCCGGUUUGAAACCGUGAAACCGGCCAAACCGGUCAUCGGUUUGGUUUUACGUUGCCACACCGGUGCACCACUCGUUUUCCCUCCGAGGCUCCGACUUGCAGGCCAACAGCUCGUCGCCUACCCUGCAGCAGCUCCGAUUCUACCUCUCAUUUCUCUAUCGUUGGCUACUUGGUUGGAUUGUUACUCCGAUAAGGCCUCCCCUGCAGCUCCGAUUGUUGCUCCGAUAAGGUCCUUACAUGUGCGUUUGAUUUUUUAUUUUCUUUCUGAAUUUUGCUUGCACUUUUUUAUUUCAGGUCCUUACAUGGAUACAGAUAACAUCAAUAUUCCAAGUAGUGAACUUGUGAACAUCAUUGAUGUUGAUGAUGAUAUGGAAGAGAUUGAUGUAGAUGAUGAUGUUCAUGUGGAGCAAAAUGGAGGUGCUACUGAUAAGAACCAAGGAAGGGGACGAAAUGCAAGCGCUUAUAUGCACACAAAAUUGGACUCGGAGUGUGUUUAA
Molecule: messenger RNA, 501 nt
Organism: Lactuca virosa
Lineage: Eukaryota; Viridiplantae; Streptophyta; Magnoliopsida; Asterales; Asteraceae
Source: the annotation of a GenBank genome assembly